Molecule: messenger RNA, 604 nt
Organism: Malurus melanocephalus (red-backed fairy wren)
Lineage: Eukaryota; Metazoa; Chordata; Aves; Passeriformes; Maluridae
Gene: COX7A2L
Product: cytochrome c oxidase subunit 7A-related protein, mitochondrial
Exons: 3
Coding region: 70-417 (115 amino acids)
Biological process (GO): mitochondrial electron transport, cytochrome c to oxygen; regulation of oxidative phosphorylation; mitochondrial respirasome assembly
Source: RefSeq, a predicted model, not a curated record
AAGCGCCGGGUGAGGGCGGGGCCGGUCCUUUCGGCGCGGUGUCGCAGCCGGUGCCCGUCCCGGCCCACCAUGUACUACAARUUCAGCGGCUUCGCGCAGCGCCUCGUCGGGGUCACGGCGUCCGCCGCCUACACCCCACAGGGACUCAAACCAAUAGUUCCCACUGAACCCCCAGCUCCGAUUUUUGAGACAAGUAAACUUCCUCCAGAUUUGCCAACAGCUGAUUCUAACUUGGUUCUAAACAAGGUGCCAGACCUACAGAAAAUUUUUCAGAGAUCAGAUGGGCUGCCAGUACACCUKAAGCGAGGAGUUCCAGAUAAGAUGCUCUAUCGGACCACGAUGGCUCUGACAAUAGGAGGGACUAUCUACUGUCUGAUAGCACUGUACAUUGCCUCACAACCAAAAAACCAAAAUUAAAUGAACCACACUCCAUGGACUCACAGCACUUCUCUGAAAGACCUCCUGCAUGUACCUCUUUGCACUGGAAUCUAUUCCCUGUGAUCACAUAGGGUUCAGAUGAGAUUUCUAGGAGAAAAAUGUUUUUAAAUCGGUUGCCUUAUAUAUUCUAAAAAACCAAUAUAAACAGAGAAAUACAUGAUUUUAA